Molecule: messenger RNA, 1198 nt
Organism: Brassica oleracea var. oleracea
Lineage: Eukaryota; Viridiplantae; Streptophyta; Magnoliopsida; Brassicales; Brassicaceae
Product: F-box/FBD/LRR-repeat protein At4g00160-like
Exons: 5
Coding region: 71-1198 (375 amino acids)
Molecular function (GO): protein binding
Source: RefSeq, a predicted model, not a curated record
CCGGCUGAGAAUUAGAUUAUUUGCGUUUUUGAUGCUAUAGCAUUGGAAAACUUAGUUGAAGGAGGCGACGAUGGAACAAAGGUUGAGAAGAAGGCUAGGUUAUGUGAAUGCGGACAGGAUUAGUGAGUUGCCUGAAGCUUUGCUAGUACAUAUACUGUCUUUGCUUCCAACAACAAAACAUGUCAUAGUCACAAGUGUUUUGUCUAAAGGAUGGCGAUCACUUUGGAAGAUGGUCCCUAGGCUCGUGUUCGCAUCUCCCAAUCAGAAAUAUGAAGAUAAUGUUAUUAGUAGCAUGUUUUGCUCUGCUUCUUCACUUGAGACCUUGAUACUCAAGAACUCGAUCCAUGUGGAUGUUCCUUGUCCUGUUUCUAUGAAGUCCCUUAAAACUCUUCACCUUAAAGAUGUGACGUACAAAGACGACGAAUCAGUUCGUAACCUUUUAUCUGGCUGUCCUAGUCUUGAAGAUUUGCAAGUGGAUCGAGGUUACUCUAUUCAUGAUGCAAAGAUUUUCAUUAUUGCCGCGCCAUCUUUGAAGAGACUUUCCAUAUGCGAUCCCUGUAAUGGACGAGAGGGUGGGGGCUACGUGAUCAACGCUCCUUGUUUAAAAUACUUGGAAAUUGAGAUGAUAAAAGGUUGUGACUUCUGUCUGAUUGAGAAUUCGCCAGAGCUAGUUGAGGCAGCUAUUAGAAACGUAUCUUGGAUAGUCAACGAGACGAUUCUGAGAUCUCUCAAACCAAUCAAACGACUUUCCUUAAACUUAUCACCCCUGGAGAUUAACUGUCCUACUGGUACUAUCUUCUAUCAGCUGGUAUAUUUAGAAGUGUACACACAUAAAGUGGAGUGGUGGAAUCUUCUUAUCCUCAUGCUCGAUAACUCUCCUAAACUCCAAGUCCUCAAGAUCACCGAUUGUUUGCCUUGUCCUUAUUAUGGUUUGGUCGGCAAGAAAUUGAGUGAACAAGAGUAUGUUCCUGAAUGUUUGCUGUCCCAACUCGAGACAUUUGUGUGGAAAAAUUACGACUGGACAAGCGAAGAAAAGAAAGAAGUGGCUACUUAUAUUCUAAGGAACGCAAUACGGUUGAAGAAGGCAUAUUUCUUCAUUAACCGUAUAACUAGAAAGUGUAACGAGUUGGAAGAGAGACUUCAAAUGCUCAAGGAGCUGGUUUCAAAUUCAUGUCACUUCGUUUCUAAAUAUGAAUGA